AUGCCUGGCCGAGUCGCCGCCCGCUCGACCUCUGCGACGACGCGCAGGUCAUCGCAACAACCUUCCGCGGGGCGUGCCCCCUCAGUGACCCCAUCAUUUGCGAUUCCUGACGAACCUUCGCUCCCCGAAGCAUCACCUAACCUCCGCCGUGAUGUGUGCGCCAUAUUUGCCGACGCGCAGCGCUCAGCUACAGGCCACCGCAAGCUUGUAGUACGGUUACGAAAACUUCAAGAAAUUUGCAGUGGAAUUGCCCGAAAGAAGAACAAAGGAAAUGAGCAAGAAGAGGAGAUUGUGAUCCCGGAAGAGGAGACGCUUCCCGAGAAGGAAUUCAACGUUGAAGUCGGUCGUUGUAUGCUUCGAAUUCUACCUAUCAAGAAAUCUGAGCCCGUUGGUGACCGUAUCAUCCGCUUCAUGGACACUUUCCUCGCCCAUGCGUCUGAAAAGGAUAACCAGUUGUUUGCUUCGAACGAGGAGGAUGAGUUUGAGAUGCAAAAUGCCCCCGAAACUCCGACCUCUCGUCUGACUACGAGCUUGGUCGCCUUGAUGGUACCCCUCCUUGGUGCCAAGGAUAAGAUGAUCCGGUUCCGAGCCACUCAAAUUGUGGCACACAUAGUUAACGCCCUCGAAGCGAUCGACGAUGAACUUUACCACACUAUUCAACAAGGACUACUGAAGCGAAUCCGCGACAAAGAAUCAUCGGUCCGGGUGCAGGCUGUUCUAGGCCUUGCACGAUUGGCUGGUAAUGAUGAGGAUGAUGACGGCAAUUCUACCGCACUUCUGGAACGAUUGAUUGAGAUUAUGCAAAACGACACAAGUGCGGACGUUCGGAAGAAUCUUCUCGCAAACCUUCCACUGGCCCCAACCACUCUUCCCUAUCUUCUCGAACGUGCCCGCGAUCUCGACGCACCUACUAGACGCACCUUAUAUUCUCGCCUUUUGCCUACACUAGGCGAUUUCCGCCACCUGUCCCUAUCUAUGAGAGAGAAAUUGCUCCGCUGGGGCCUGCGAGACCGUGACGAAAGUGUUCGGAAAGCGACUGGCAAAUUGUUCUAUGAUCGAUGGGUGGAGGAUUGUGCUGGUACGAACGCCGGGGAAGAGGAGGGUGCAACUGCCCAGCGCUCGCCCCCCAACGUCAGCGCACUUCUCGAAUUACUCGAGAGAAUCGAUGUUUCCAACACCGGCAUGGAAAGCGGAAUCGCUCAUGAGGCGAUGCGCAGCUUUUGGGAAGGUCGGGCAGACUACCGCGAUGCAGUUACCUUUGAUGAAGCAUUCUGGGAGUCCCUCACAGCAGAGUCUGCUUUCCUGCUACGAUCGUUCAAUGACUUCUGUCGCGUUGAGAACGAAGGAAAGUACGAAAGCCUGGCGGAAGAGAAAAUGCCAGAGGUUACAGCACUCGGCUAUUUCCUCGCCAAAUACAUGAACGAGCUCUUGCAACGCAAGAAAUUGGCUAAAGAAUCUGGUGACGCCAACGAUGAAGAUGCAGUUGAGCAAGAAUUCAUUGUAGAGCAACUGCUGCACAUUGCCAUCACCCUCGACUACAGUGACGAAGUUGGUAGGCGCAAAAUGUUUGCGCUCCUUCGAGAGUCAUUAGCUGUUCCGGAGCUUCCAGAAGACUGCACCAAGCUUGCAGUGGAGGCACUACGAUGCGUUUGUGGUCCAGAUCGUGCCGGCGAGGGUGAGUUCUGCAGCGUCGUUCUCGAAGCUAUUGCUGAAGUACACGAUACAAUUAUUACGGAGGAUAGCUUCGUGUCUGCGAAGUCGGAAAUCAGUGAUGAUGCCAGCAGCCGCCAUCGUUCCGAGACUCCGGGUGAAGAGGAGCAAACUCCAUUCAAUAAGGAGGAAGCCAAGGCCAAGAUUGUUCGAGAAAUCGUUGUCAACAUGAAAUGUCUGCAUAUCGCCCAAUGUAUGCUCCAAAACGCUGAAGGCAAUUUGCAGCAAAGCAUGAAUCUUGUGACUAUGCUGAACAACCUCGUUGUGCCUGCUGUUCGAAGUCACGAGGCUCCCAUCAGAGAGCGUGGUAUUCUUUGCUUGGGUCUCUGUUGCUUGCUUGACAAGAAUCUUGCUGAAGAGAACAUGACACUCUUCAUUCAUUGCUACAGCAAGGGUCACGAAGGCCUUCAAGUGACUGCAUUGCAGAUCAUCUGUGAUAUGGUUACCACCCACCCUUCCCUUCUUGCCCCGGUAACUCAAGCCGACGGCGAGACCGUGACAACUCCCCCGAUUCAGAAGCCUUUGUUGAAGGUGUUUUCACGCUCCUUGAAAGCAAACUCGCCAGCCAGCGUCCAGUCCGCCGCUGCUACCGCACUCUCAAAACUCUUACUCACCAACACUUUCACACCAUCGGGGGCCAACAUCCCACCUGCAAUUCAAGAAUAUAACCAAAACUCUGUUGAGACAUUGCUGCAAUCGCUUGUGGUAGCCUUCUUCCACCCACGCACCAAAGUAAAUCCCGCCCUUCGACAGUCUUUGGCAUAUUUCUUCCCCGUAUACUGUCAUUCUCGGUUGGACAACAUCCAGCACAUGCGCCGUGUUGCAGUACCGGUGAUUCGUGCAGUGUUGAAUGCUGCUGAGGAACACUACUCUCUCGAGGCCGAAGAAGAUAGUGACGGGGAGGUGGAUGCGAGCGUUGGAGAGCGCGAAGUCAAAGCGCUCAUGACCGGUGUUGUAGGAAUGCUGGCCGAAUGGACGGAUGAGCGUCGCGUAGUGGGUCUGGGCGGCGAGCGUGUCAUGAUCGGUGGAAUGGCCAGCUCGAAUGCUUGUGGCUGGGUGCACCUUGCUCUAGUGAAAGACAUCUUGGAGCGCGUCCUGGGCAUCAGUGUCGGGACCAACCGCUGUUCUCGCGAGGAACGCAAGCUCAUCUUUUCUCUUCUGAGUAAACUCUAUGUUGCCGCACCUACGCUGCCUGCUCGCGCCGGAUCGCGUGCUCCAGAAGGCGGUCGUGCUGGAUCUCGUGCUCCGGAAGGCGAAGACCAAUUGCGUGCAAGCAUUCGCAGCACCACAGCCCUUGAGAUUGAACCUGACAACAUUCAACUAGCCCAAGAAGUCAAAGAACUGCUCGAUCAGACCAUCGAGGAGGGCCUUGCUACGGAUGCUUCCAGCCGUAACGCUUUGGUCAAAACCAAAAAUUCUGUUCUGAAGAUGCUCGCCGUUGCACAAGAUGCUCGAGCGGCCAGCGUACGCCCUCGCGCCGGUACUGAGGAUCUUGAGAGUGAUGCCGGUAGCGUCCGCUCCGCUAGCGGGCGACGCUCCGUUGAACCUUCUGGCAUCAACCGACGCCAUGUGUCUGUGGAACCUAGUAUUAUGGAAGAGGAUGAGAACGAGCAUGACAGUAGCCGGAUUAGAUCCGGCAGUGUACGCCCAUCUGUUGAAGGUGGUGGUGGCGGUCGGCCCAUGAUCUCCGUGGAGCCUAGUAUCAUGGAAGAAGAUGAAGACGAGGACCAUGACACUAGCAUGGGGACGGUGAUUAAGGAUGAAGCUCUUGACGCAUGA
Messenger RNA from Penicillium verhagenii, 3489 nucleotides. RefSeq names its product condensin subunit YCG1. NCBI's taxonomy places the organism in Eukaryota, Fungi, Ascomycota, Eurotiomycetes, Eurotiales, Aspergillaceae. Bases 1 to 3489 code for a protein of 1162 amino acids. The record is from RefSeq and is a predicted model, not a curated record. Gene Ontology annotation, biological process: mitotic chromosome condensation. Gene Ontology annotation, cellular component: condensin complex; condensed chromosome. The transcript is spliced from 2 exons.